Pecten maximus is the source of this 2107-nucleotide messenger RNA. RefSeq names its product sex peptide receptor-like. Gene Ontology annotation, molecular function: G protein-coupled peptide receptor activity. Lineage: Eukaryota; Metazoa; Mollusca; Bivalvia; Pectinida; Pectinidae. The transcript has a single exon. The record is from RefSeq and is a predicted model, not a curated record. Gene Ontology annotation, biological process: G protein-coupled receptor signaling pathway. Gene Ontology annotation, cellular component: membrane. The coding region runs from base 13 to 1140 and encodes 375 amino acids.
AUACCACACAAUAUGCCGGACACCCAGAAUAAUACUAGUUGGUUUGAAGCAGUGUUUUCAGAUAUCACUGUCACCCACAAUACUAGUUCAAAUGAAAUCGUUUUUACAGAUAUAAUGGCGUAUGGGUUAGAGCUGAACUACCUAUCCUCACCGUAUACUAAUAUAGUGACCAGUUAUGUCGCUCCAGUGCUGAUCUUUAUCACCAUAGUAACGAACACUUUGGUUGUCAUUGUGUUACUGAAGAAACACAUGCGUUCUCCAACCAACGUCUAUUUAGUGGGUAUAGCCUUCUCUGAUAUGUUUACAGGGUUCCCUGUCCUAGCUGCAUGGCUAUAUUUCUCUGCUAUGGGGAAUGACAGAGAAUAUGUUCCUUACGACUGGUGUUUUGCAUACCGGAUAACGACUUAUUUGAUCCCGCUGAUAUUCCACACCGCGUCGAUCUGGAUCACUAUGGCGCUUACAAUACAACGGUAUAUCUACGUCAGUCAUGGUUUGAAGGCCCGGAGGUGGCCGUGUACAAACAUCAGAGUGAUUUACUGCAUCCUCACAAUAUAUGUCAUCUCCAUUCUGAGUCAUCUGUCAGAAUUUAUAUCUUCCACUUUUAAACCCAUUGAAGUGACAUCACGCGUUGAUCCAAACCAGACAGUAAUCACAUGCUUUGAAGUGUUCAAUACUUGGGUUGCGGAUGGCGUUGACCUCUACUUUACCAUAUAUUUCUGGUUUAGGGUUAUCUGUAUAAACCUUAUCCCGAGCAUAGUUCUUGUGGUUCUCAACGUUUUGCUCAUCUGCACUUUGCGUUCUGCGGAACGUCGCCGGAUGUUGUUGUUGAAGCGAAAUGAAAGACGUUUGAGUAUGAAACUGAAAGAGAGCAAUUCAACAACAAGCAUGCUUGUGGUUGUGGUGAGCUUGUUUUUGUUGGUUGAAUUACCUGCUGGAAUGUUUACCUUCUUUGUGCUGAUAGAGAAUACAUUUGAAAUUGACAUUAUUGCAAAAGGAUCAUUCAGCAUCAUCACCACGACAUUAAACACUCUCAUUUUGUUGUCUUUUCCCUUAAAUAUAUGUAUUUAUUGUGGAAUGUCAAGGCAGUUCCGAACAACAUUUAAACAGCUAUUCUCAGGUCACUGCUUUACUAUCAACUGAAAUUCCACCGUUGUGUCGUCAUAUUUGAUUGGAUUCUAACAGAUUUCGGAGCAUUUAACCUCCUAGAACUCAAACCUGUGACAACCUAAAAGGAUAAUUGGUUCAUUUCCAAGAUAAUUCAAACCACAGCCAAGUUGUUAAAAAUGGGACUAGGCUUAACAUUUGUUUAACAAUUUUAAAAUUUUCAUCACUCCAUGUACAAUUAACUUGAUAUUUUAACGAAUCUCUAUAGCUUGAUGUAGUCUCUGUCUUCCUCUGCCUGUUCCCCUUAACUUUGGCUACAAUUUCUAUAUAAUAUGGUCCAGUUGUUCAUAAAAUAAUUAGUGAAAAUCUCUUUUCCCCUAUACUUCAAGACGUCCAUGUAUCUUACUUAAUUAACUUGAUUUGCAUGAUAAUUGUAGUAAAAUAAGUAAAGUUUAUAUUUACAUCUAUAGCUCAAGUGGGAGCACCUAUGUUUAUUUCCGAAUUACCAGUCUAUUGUGUGAUCUAGUUACCCGCGUAUGGAUAUUUGUAAAUAUUACAGGACUUCAUUCAACAAACAAUUGUUUACUAACAACGCUGAUUGAUAAUUCUCUGUCCAAAACCUACCCGUGUAACGCAUUUGUAAGCCUAACGCUGAUUAGCCAGUUUUAAUAGCAAAUAAUCAAUCGGGGUUCAGAUAACAAAUGUGUUUCACGAUUUCACACAAAAUUCUCAAUCAAGGCGCCUGUACAAAAGAUUAUCGGCGCUUGUAACUUUGCCUGAGUAUAGGAAGUCCUGUUCGCGGGAUGUGAGACAUGGUUCCAUAUGAUCUGAUCUUUGGUUCAAACAGGUACAACAUCCUCAAAACACCUGAGUGUCACAGGGGUUUGUACAUAUUGUGUUGUGUCAAAUUACUAAACUUACUCAGUCUGUUAAAUACUCCAUAUAUUGUAGUUCCUUCCGUAUCUAAAUAUAGGGGAGAUAAUCGCUGUACAGUCGAAUCUGA